Messenger RNA from Lepisosteus oculatus (spotted gar), 2385 nucleotides. The record is from RefSeq and is a predicted model, not a curated record. NCBI's taxonomy places the organism in Eukaryota, Metazoa, Chordata, Actinopteri, Semionotiformes, Lepisosteidae.
UCUCCGUGUGGCUCUGGGACUGUGUGGUCAGUCGCCUCUGUGGCUCUGGGACCGUGUGGUCAGCCCCUGUCUCUCCCUGUGUUGCAGGAUGCUGCGUCUCUGUCUGGCAGGACUGACUCUCUCAGCCCUCUGCCUCCAGCAGGUACAGGCUGUGGAUCGCAGUAACUUCAAGACCUGCGAGCAGAGCUCCUUCUGCAAGCGCCAACGGGCCGUCCAGCCUGGCCAGUCCCCCUACAGAGCCCUGCUGGACACCCUGCAGCUCAGCGAUUCCAGACUCUCCCUGCAGCUGCUCAACGAGCACAACAAGGUGAAGCUGCUGCUGGAGCUGUACGGGCUGCAGGGCAACAUGACCCGGAUCAAGAUCAACGAGCUGAAGCCACUGAGACCCCGGUUCGAGGUUCCUGAUGUUCUGAUCCGCGACCCACCUGCUUACCCGGUCCACCGCGCCCUGGCCUUAAUGCUCCCGCUGCGCUCCGGGGCGCCCUCGUGCUCAAUGAGCGGGCCGCGGUCGGGGGUGGGGUUCCCCGACGCCUCUGCUCUCUCCGAGGCGCCCCGGCUGAAAUCUCACGUUGUUUCUCUCUGUUUCUCUCCUGUCUGUGUGCGUCUGCGGCGCCCCAGUCUCUCGCAUAAGAUCAGUAGCACAGUGGGUGGCUUGUGGGAUAGCCUCAGGAGUGCGUUCUCUAGUGACGCGAGGAAGGAGGAGGAAGAGGAGGGAGCGGAGAGCCAGGACGCCGGAGCGCAGCCGGCGGGAGAGAAGGCUGCGGACGGAGAGGCAGAGACGAAGCAGCAGCAGCAGCAGGAGGAGGACCAGCAGGGAAUGUGGGAGGAGACCUUCAAGACCCACAGCGACACCAAGCCCCACGGCCCGUCCUCCAUCAGCCUGGACUUCUCCCUGCCCGGCGUGGAGCACGUGUACGGCAUCCCGGAGCACGGGGACUCAUGGGACCGAUCCUGGCAGCGGGGGGGGGGGGGGGGCGCUCGUACCCCUGCGUCCGUGCAGCAGGCUCACGAGCGGCGUGUCUCCCCUCCUGCCCCCCCAGGCACGCAGGCCCUGCCCCCCCUCUUCGCCCUGGCCUACCACCAGUGCCGCUGGAACUACAACGACCAGGAGGACGUGGCCGCGGUGGACGCCGGCUUCGACGAGCACGACAUCCCCUACGACUUCAUCUGGCUGGACAUCGAGCACACGGACGGCAAGCGCUACUUCACCUGGGACCCCAACAAGUUCCCCGCGCCCAAGGACAUGCUGCAGGCCCUGCAGGCCAAGAAACGCAAGAUGGUAGCGAUAGUGGACCCCCACAUCAAGGUGGACAGCGGCUACAAGAUCCACAAUGAGAUCCGCUCCAAGGGCUUCUACACCAAGAACAAGGACGGCGGGGACUACGAGGGCUGGUGCUGGCCAGGCAAUGCGGGAUACCCCGACUUCACCAACCCCGAGAUGCGCUCCUGGUGGGCCAACAUGUUUGCCUACGACCAGUACGAGGUGAGAACGGCCCCCCUGCUCUUCCCGGGGGGUGUGACGCGUCUCUCUCUCUCCCCCUGUCUCCCCCAGGUCUGGUACGAUGUCCACACCUUCCAGAAGCACAGCGGUGGUCAGCACCUCUACAUCCCCGUCACCCUGAGCUCGAUCCCGGUGUUCCAGAGGGGCGGCUCCAUCGUCCCCAGGAAGAACAGGGUGCGGAGGUCAUCGUCCUGCAUGACCAGUGACCCCUACACUCUCUACGUCGCCCUCAGCCCUGAGGGGGAGGCGGAGGGAGAGCUGUUUGUGGACGACGAGCACACCUUCCGGUUCGAGAGCGAGCACCAGUUCAUCCACCGGCGCUUCGUCUUCGCCCGCGGCACCCUGAGCUCCCACAACGCUGACCCCAGCGGUCACUUCUCCUCGGACUCCUGGGUGGAGAGGGUGGUGAUUCUGGGGGCCAGCCGCCCCAGCGUUGCUCUGCUGCUGAUCCCAGACGGCAGCCAGUCCCCCCUGGAGUUCGAUUUCGAGGAGAGGGCCUCGGUGCUCACCCUGCGCAAGCCGGCCGUCAACGUGGCUGCAGACUGGACCAUCCUGCUCCGGUAAUACCGGGCCGGAUCCGGGGGGGCGAGAGACUGGACCAGCCCGAGGGACGCUUCAUCGCAGGCCCGGACCUCUGGCCCCCCAGCCUGCAGGGGCGCGGGGAGCGAGGGGGUGUGUGGGGUCACGGGUGGGGUCACUGGGUUAAUUGAGAGCUGUGGGGUCACUGACUGGGCGAAGGCGUCCCCCUCGCUCCCCCCUCCCCCCCGGCAGUGCGCCCCUGCCCUCGGGACCAGACGCCAGAACCACACGGACGAAUCGACGUUGAGUUGUUCGGGUUUUUUGUUGUUCGUUUUUUUUAUAUAAAUGAUUGAGAAACGAAGAGA